GAAUCUAUUUAUAUACAGAUGCCAAAAAAAAGCCCACUUCGCGUUCCAAAGCGAGGGAGACAAAAAAAUAAAAAUAAAAAUAAAGAAAAUAUUUAACGAAACUCCGAUCUGGUCCGAAUCCACAAGCCACAGCCCACAGACUCUGGUGUCAGCUUCUCCAACCCACGACCGUACGGAAACCCCUCACUUCCAAUUAUAUUUCUUCCUCCUGCAGAAAACUUCUCACUCCAUUCUCAGAUCACCGACCUUCGGAUCCCCACAAAUUCAACGCCCACUGUUGAAUCCACCACCGCCAUGAGCACUCCAUCACUCUCAGGGGGCACCGGCGCCUUCUCUGGAUUCACUAGGUUGUGCAAGGGCCUCGCUGUGGUACUCGUCGGAGGACACAUUGUGGUUCAGGUUUUGCCUCAGGCCGUUGACUAUCUUGCUCUCAUUCCCGCCAGGACGAUUCCUUUCGGCUGGAACCUCAUAACCGCUGGUUACAUUGAGCAAUCAGUAUAUGGGGUCGUUGCCAGUACCCUUGGUCUUCUUUUCUUAGGGAAGCUUCUUGAGCCCAUAUGGGGUUCCAAGGAAUUUUUGAAGUUCAUCUUUGUCGUUAACUUUCUGACUUCUGUAUGCGUUUUCAUAACUGCUAUUGCUUUGUACUACGUUACAAGGCAGGAAAACUACCUUUAUAUGCCUCUUUCAGGCUUCCAUGGGAUCCUUUCAGGAUUCUUGGUUGGCAUCAAGCAAAUCAUACCUGAUCAAGAAUUGCCCUUAAUCAAAAUAAAAGCUAAGUGGUUACCAUCUCUCUCAGUGUUGCUGUCCAUUGCCAUAAGCUUCUUUACUGCAGAAUCUGCAACAUAUCUUCCAACCAUAAUAUUUGGUACGUAUAUGGGCUGGAUUUAUCUCAGAUACUGGCAGAGGAAACAGGAAACAAAACUUAAGGGUGAUCCAAGUGAUGAUUUUGCAUUUUCAACAUUCUUCCCUGAGUUUUUAAGACCAAUAAUUGAUCCCAUUGCAACUAUAUUCCAUCGGAUGCUCUGUGGAAGAUCUGAAGAUUCUACUGAUGCCCAGGGAUAUACCCUUGGAGGUGCUCCAUUGCCUGGUUCUGAUCCUAUUGAGGCUUCUAGAAGGAGGGAAAGGGGAGCUCGUGCACUGGAAGAAAGGCUGGCAGCUGACAGAUUGGCUGCUGCACGGGGUGCAGAAGAGUUGGAAAGAGAUGCCUCACAAAAUGUUUGAUUGCACAGAAAAAGUCUCAUACCCAGCCAUGAAUCUACAGAAGUAAAGCAUAUUCCCCAUGACAAUUUAGAGCUUCUAUGAUAUCUGGGAAAGAGCCUGUUUUUUUGCCAGUCUGGAAGAUGGUGGAUGGUUUUGUUUUACAUUUUGCUGUGGAUUAUGAUACUUAUGAUACAAAAUGUCUUGUUUUCUUCUGGUUUCUUGCAUGACAGAUUCAUCUGAUUCUAGCUCAAGGUACAGACCAGUUUUUCUUUUUUCUUUUUCCUGUAAGAAUUGUCACCACUGUGGUUUUCAUUUACUAUAAUAUUAGAAGUGGACAUGCUCAGCUUGCAGCUUCAUGUUCUUGUAUAAAACAUAUACUUCGACACAGAAUUUUUACCUUCAUGGAGUAAACAGCUUUUGUAAAUUACCUUCCAUCAAUUAUUCUUUUUUUGUAA
This is a messenger RNA of Ziziphus jujuba (common jujube), 1655 nucleotides long. Its product is annotated as rhomboid-like protein 19. Gene Ontology annotation, biological process: retrograde vesicle-mediated transport, Golgi to endoplasmic reticulum. Gene Ontology annotation, cellular component: Golgi apparatus; membrane. Lineage: Eukaryota; Viridiplantae; Streptophyta; Magnoliopsida; Rosales; Rhamnaceae. The transcript has 8 exons. Bases 295 to 1221 code for a protein of 308 amino acids. The record is from RefSeq and is a predicted model, not a curated record.